AUGGAUAAAGAGAACUCGCCUAUUAAGGUCAAUGACUGCCCAGAAAAGGGCCAAACAACGAUGCAAUCAAUCAAAGUCUUCAUCCGCUGGCGUCCCCUGUCGCCAUCCGAAUCAACCACCCCAGAAAUCACACGAACACAGCACCCUCAUCCCACCAACACCUCCGCCAUCUCACUAACACCACCACCGUCCCACAAACUCUCCCGCCCCUGGAAAAGCGACUCGGCCUUUACACAGAUUUUCACCGCAAAUGACAACAACAGAGCCGUCUUCGAGGCCGUGGUAGCACCAACCCUCCCCCGCGUCUUGACCGGGCAAUCCUGCGACUUUUUCGCCUACGGACACUCGGGGAGCGGCAAGUCGCACACCAUCGUCGGGUACGAUUUCGAGCAUCCCGACGAGUUCGGGCUAUGUCUAUCCGCCGCAAGAGCGCUAUACGAGCACCUCGACCAGCUGAAUGCCGGUACCAAUGAAGCUGAGAAGCUCCUCCUCGGACUACGCAUGUACGAGCUUCGGAAGAAUAUGGCCUUUGACCUCCUGAACGACAGAUGCAAAUGCCAUAUCCGCGAAGGACACGACGGCAAAACCCACAUACGCGGCGAGACAGAAACGCUAGCCGAUGGGAAAGUCCGCGUUCGACCGAUCGUCACAAAGGCGUGCUUGACCUAUGACGAUUUCCACGCGCAGUUGCUGGCGGGAAUUCAGCGCCGGGCGACGGGGACGUCGACGGUGCACGAUCAGAGCUCCCGCACGCAUGCUGUUUUCGAGAUCGAGAUUGUCACGAGAGAGCUCUUGGAUGCGAGGGACGCGGUUGUGGAGCGACAGUCCGAGCUUGUUCCUGUCGGGAAGCGCGCGACGGAUGUCUACAUAGAGGAGAAUUCGAAGGCGUUUAUCCAGACGCCGGACGGCAAGUUUGCCCCGAAUCCGGACUACCAGAUCAACCAGCAAGCGAUUGACGAAGCCGAGGCGAAGAAGGCGGAAUUCGAGGCGUACGUCCAGACAGCAGAGGAACACGUGGCGGAAGUCAAAAGGUCUUGUCCCCAUGCUUGUCUGGGCGGAAAACUAGUCUUUGUAGACCUGGCAGGUUCGGAGUACUACCACGACAAGACUACUAUUUCCGCAUCUCGAACGAAGCAGACGCCCCAGGAGCAGCAGGAAGGGAGGCAGAUCAAUACCGAUCUCCUCUCCUUGAAAGAAGUCAUUCGGGCGAUGGCCCAGAAGCAGAGUCGCAUCCCCUUUCGGUCGUCGCCGCUGACGAUGGUCCUGCGCGAACACUUCUUGACCGGUGAAGCAGACGACGGGUUUUCGGCGAUGAUUCUCACGGCAUCGCCUUCGUCUGAGCAGUACACCGCCACGAUCGACACGCUGAAAUAUGGCAAUUUGAUCGGCGUGGCCGGAGACAAGGCGAAGGGACGUAAAUACUGCAUUUCCUAG
This is a messenger RNA of Aspergillus thermomutatus, 1434 nucleotides long. Its product is annotated as kinesin family protein. NCBI's taxonomy places the organism in Eukaryota, Fungi, Ascomycota, Eurotiomycetes, Eurotiales, Aspergillaceae. Gene Ontology annotation, molecular function: microtubule motor activity; ATP binding; ATP hydrolysis activity. The transcript has a single exon. The coding region runs from base 1 to 1434 and encodes 477 amino acids. Gene Ontology annotation, cellular component: microtubule; centrosome; kinesin complex. Gene Ontology annotation, biological process: microtubule-based movement. The record is from RefSeq and is a predicted model, not a curated record.